This is a messenger RNA of Melanaphis sacchari, 3731 nucleotides long. RefSeq lists its product as uncharacterized. Gene Ontology annotation, molecular function: protein binding. The record is from RefSeq and is a predicted model, not a curated record. The transcript has 13 exons. Lineage: Eukaryota; Metazoa; Arthropoda; Insecta; Hemiptera; Aphididae. Bases 16 to 3279 code for a protein of 1087 amino acids.
GACAAUUUAUUAUAAAUGGCACAGUUGUUAAAUAUUUCGUUUAAGAAAAACGACCUUUACUCCUCGUGGGGUUUUCAAGUAUGCGGCGGAAGGGACAGUUGGCGACCGCUAACCGUGAGAAAUGUACAAAAUGGCACUUUAGCGUACAACUAUUUAAAUGUCGGUGAUCGUGUUUUAGAGAUCGAUGGAAUAGACUGUUAUUCAUUAACCGAGUCUCAGGCAAUCAGUUUUCUCCGAAGACCUAGUAAUUCGAUUGAACUUUUGGUACUAAAACGACGGGGUGAAAAUGUCGUACCACCCAAAAGGUCAUCUAGUUGUAAAGCUUUACAGCAUUUUAUUUUUCCAAAAUCACAAAAUAUUUCAAAACUUAAUUCUCCUUCUCAUCAUCAUAUUAUUAAUAAUAAUGAUGCAAUCUCAGAAAAUUUAAAAAACCAAUUUUGCAAACUCGAAGAUUCGGAAGAAUUCCCAAAACAGUGUUUUGAAGAACCUAACAAAUCAUUUGUCUCAGCACCAGUGAAAAAUGACAAUGAGAUAUUACAGUUUUCUAACUUCAAACCUCGAAAGAAUUCGUUACAAAAAGACGGUGAACUCGUGUGUCUUAGAAGUAGAUCGAGUUCACCACAGUUUUGGAAAUCAAACAUGGAAACUUCGAUCACUGGACGACAUAAUGAUUGUAAAAGUUUUUGGAAAAAAUUAGAAAAAUGUUCAAUGGAAGACUUGAGCGCCCGUCGUACUCCAAGUCCAGUAAGACCAGCUAGCGUGGCUUUUUAUCCCAAAACACCUGAACCUAUUUUUCAAUCAAAUUUUGAAAUAGUUUCUCCAAAAAAAAAAGUGACUUUUAGUAAUAUAUUAUUGGAGAGAAAUUAUUUGCAAAUGGAUUUACCAGAUUUAUCUCCUGGAUCAAGAGUUGAUGAAGAAUUCAAUAAAAUUUACAACAGUUCCAGACAAGAAGAACAGCAUCAAAUAGGAGCGAACGAUUUAGCCGAUAAAGAUAUGUCUGCACCACCCCCGCCAGCGCCGCCACCACUACAAUGUUCUGGAGUUACAACUCAAGGUGGUCCACCACCGCCUCCACCACCUCCAAUGUUGCACAGUGGACACAUUCCAGCUAUUAGAAUAAAAACUGAGUUGAAUGAGCCCAGGGAGAUCCCAUCAACUAUACAAAACGCAAUGGCUACUAAAGACAAAAAACCAUUUACGUAUCUUCCGGGUGGAUUAGAUUUGAGCGAGAUCAGAAGUCCUCGAAUGCAAAGGCGCUUAGAAAGAAAUGCCCAGACUCCACCUAGCCCGGAACAAGUACCUCAGAAAUCUCCAGACUAUCAACAGCAACAAGAGGUGAAACCAAACUUUGAACAAAAACCAGUAUGUAAUGUGCGCUCUGCUGCGGAAAGAGUAUGUCUAUUACCCCAAGUUCAGAAUCAAACACAAUUGAAUAAAUCACCCACACCUUGGAUGCAAAAACAUGCGCAAAUUCAACCUUCUUCAGCUCCGUGGACUCAAAACAAAAAAGAAUAUAUUGAUCAGGUUGAUAAACCAGAAGAACGAAUAAUUGUACCUAUACGAGUUGAAACUAAUAGACAAGUACCAACACAACCGCAGAAGAAUAAUAUAAAUCAUUCAUAUGAUUCUGAACCGAUACAAGGACGUUCAUUUAAAGUGCUCCAACAAAUUACCGAGCCAAAAGGAAUGCUUUAUGAUGGUUCACAGCCCUAUAACAGCCAGUCUUUACCUUUGUCUGAACUCAGAAAAUUGCAGUUAAGUGAUGACGAUCGAUCCUUCAUGAGUAGGGUUAAAUCUCAAGUUGAUGAUGAUAAAUUUUUACACAACGAAACGGAUCCUCGUUACAAAGGUGCGUCAAUUCCAUCUAGAAGCUUUCGAAUGUUGCAAACAUUAACGAACUCUGCACCGGUUCCGAUGGACAACAACUACAAACAAUCAGUACCGAUAAACAAUUACGUACCAGUAGAACCUAUAGAAUCCAAACUAUAUGUACCACCCUCAGAGAGACCUGUCGGUUCGGAACCGCAUAAGUAUACAGGUGGUUCUAUACCAUCCAGAUCAUUCAGAAUGUUACAAGCUAUGACUGGCCAAAAUAACGAAAAAGAACAACAAAAUGACUUACAAAACCUGCAAUCGCAUACCCCUUACCCUUUUCUUUGUCCCGAAUUUUGGGAACAUUACAAUUAUCUAAAGAAAUUUCACGAUUGGCAUUGUACUGGUUCUGCGUCGAUCGAUCAACAGCAACAACAACAGUUCACACUACAACAAUCUGUGCAGACCAGCAUUGCGUCGGCGGCAGACAACGCUGUUUAUACCGGACACGUGUUGAAUACUAUCGCCGAAGAAGAAGUCGCCGAUGACGAGAUCAUAAGCUCACCGUGCUACGUGCCGGACAACGACGAUACCGACUCGAGCGAGUGUGAAGUGACGGUGACUGUAACGUUGCCACUAAAGAAAGCUACAACCGAUAUAACGGUGAGCGAGGAAUUGCAGAAAGGCGCAUCAGCUAGUUCACCGGUAGAUUUUUGGCAGCAAAUCAAUAACGACGGUGCUGCAGGUGGGUCAACCGACACCACUUCUACGUCGGACAGCGACGACGGAUGUUCGGACGAUGAAAAGCUGUCAAGCGCUGUUUGUCUACCAGAGAAUCUACUGGAGAAGCCGUUGAGCGCCGAUUGUCUGCCAGACGGCGAGGCGGUCGGUGACUGCCGCCAACCAUUGGAUCGUGACGACGACGCUGACUCAGGCAUUAUUACGACGACGUCGUCGGCCGACAUGGCAAGCCAACGCACUUCCGACAAAGAUACAAUCAUCAGCGGCAGAACUGGAGGCGUCGGUUCGAAGAAAUAUCAAAGAACGUGCACGCAUUCACGUCUCUUCGACUUUUUGCAGAGCAACGAUGACGACAACGACGACGACAAUGGCGCGGACUUCAGCAACGUUACCGAUGCGAUAAACAAACCACCACCGCCGCCGCUGUCACUAUCAUGCACUUCCGGUUACUCGUCGGCAGCUACUACGCCGUCCACGCCGUCCGUAGUUGGAAGAAGUCGGAUUUACGAAUCAGACUCAGCCCGGACGGAAUACGAUAGUUACUAUAAGAGCUGGGAAUACGCUUGUCCAUAUUUCGGAUACGACAUACUACCGUCGAAGGCAUUCAAGACUAUUGCGACGCAAUUGCAGAGAAGUGACGGUUCUGUGGCAGACUUCAAGGUCCCGUCGACUACCACCACCAAGUUCAAGUGUCCCAAAAUUCCUACCGGAAAAGACGAAUCUUAAACGCGUCUUUUCCCCAUCUAUACACCCCCGCACUUUUCAUUUCUAUCGUUUGGGUUUUUUUUUUACGAUUUUAUAAGGUAAUUUAGGUGAAUCCGACUUCUGAUUUGGAAUUACAGUAACUACAAUCAAACUGCUUUUACGUUAAAUGAUUUAUAUUUGUACGGUUUACGCAUUUUUGCUAUAUUCAUAUAUGUAUAAAUAAUUUUAAUUAUUUAGUAUUGUAGGUAAAUUGAACUUAUAUUAACACAUAAUGCUAGCUUAAUAUAUUUAUGUCUAUACUAUAAAAAAAUAUAUUGUAAUAAAAACGAAUAAGUUUUAAACCGUGAAUAAAGAUCGUCUUCAAUUGUACUUCAUUAUUUCAUUUGUGGAUGUGCUUGUUAUAUAAGUGAAUGAGCCUGUCAAUAUUCAAAAGAGCUAAUAAAAAUUUUGAAUUGAUGUACUAAGGCAUUUAA